Owenia fusiformis is the source of this 646-nucleotide messenger RNA. NCBI's taxonomy places the organism in Eukaryota, Metazoa, Annelida, Polychaeta, Sabellida, Oweniidae. The record is from the annotation of a GenBank genome assembly.
CAAUCAGAAAGGCUGUAUUGUAGUCCUUUGGCAGCACGCCUAUUUCGCUCCAAAAAUUAAAAAGAAACUAGAAUUGUUUUACUUCUAUAAAGUACUUGAAUUAAGACAAAAUGACUGUAUAUUUAGACGUAAAUAACUCAGCAAAUGUUCCAGCCGACACAAAGAUACAAUUGAUGCCAUUCGUUAUCGAACACAAUGAUGAGGCCAAUGUUGACAAAUAUUUCAACUCAUCUUUAGAGAAUGAAGAUGGUAUUCUUGUUGGUUCAUUUCGUGGACGUCCACUCCAAGGAAAUGUACAGAGUGUUCCAGAGGGAUAUACAGGGGUCGUUAUGAAGGAGAACCAUAAACCAUUCAAUGAAGAUGAAGAAAGGACAUUUAAAGCUGCUCACACAUUUAAAGAAUUCACAUACUGGAAUCUGGACAAACUCCCUGGCUUAAAUGAUAAAGUGUCAAAACUACCAGAGUGGUUUGAAAUUGCCAAACAUAUACAUGGGUCACACUCUGCUGAUGAAGACAGGUCACCGACAAAGUCAGACACAAGCAGUUGAUCUCACCUCAAGGACUGAAAAUAAUUCCAGUGUCUCCAGCUUUUCCCUCAAAAGGGUGCAAAAUCAGGAUGCUGUUUUGGUGUAAAUAUAUGAAUAAU